AUAUUCUGUCACAACGGGAGGGAGAAAGGAUCAAUCCAAGAGUUCCGUUUUUACGUAUGUAACACAGUGGAGUUGUAUUGCAGUGUGGUGCAGAAUUCGACAGAGGUAUCGACUUGAUCAUGAUAUAUCGAUCAAUCGUGCGGUUAACGAGAAAACGAUUUUCGACAGGAAAACAAAAGUGCAGACAUGUCUUUCCGCGUGGUGCGCACCAGCAAGUUCCGCCACGUGUACGGAACUCCUCUGAAGCGCGAGCAAUGCUACGACAACAUCAGAGUUUCCAAGUCAUCGUGGGACUCGACAUUCUGCGCCGUGAAUCCCAAGUUUCUUGCUAUCAUCGUAGAAUCGGCGGGUGGUGGUGCCUUCAUCGUUUUGCCGCACAAUAAGGUAGGAAGAAUACCGGCAGACUAUCCUUUAGUAGGUGGACACAAAGGACCUGUAUUAGAUAUUGCAUGGUGUCCUCAUAAUGAUAAUGUUAUAGCUUCUGGUUCCGAAGAUUGUGUCGUCAAGGUAUGGCAGAUAUCAGAUGGAGGUAUCUCUAGGACAUUGACUGAAUCGAUAGUAGAUCUACAACUACAUCAACGUAGAGUCGGUCUAGUGCUAUGGCAUCCCUCUGCGUUAAAUGUGUUGCUCACAGCUGGCUCAGACAAUCUUGUUAUCAUUUGGAACGUUGGUACGGGAGAAGCUCUUGUACGCAUCGACUGCCAUCCAGAUGUGGUUUAUUCGGCAUGCUGGAAUUGGGAUGGAUCUCGAAUAGUCACUACAUGCAAAGAUAAAAAAAUUAGAAUUCUGGAUCCAAGAUCGGGUGAAAUAUUAGAAGAAGCUAUAGCGCACGAGGGAAGUAAAGCGACUCGUGCCAUCUUUCUUAGGGGUGGCUUAAUUUUUACAACGGGUUUUAGUAAGAUGUCAGAAAGACAAUAUUCAUUACGUGCUCCCGAUAUGUUGGGCGAGCCCAUAGUUAUGGUAGAAUUAGAUACAAGCAAUGGAGUUAUGUUCCCUCUAUAUGAUCCUGAUACAAAUUUAAUAUACUUGUGUGGGAAAGGUGAUUCUGUGAUUCGAUAUUUCGAAAUUACACCAGAACCACCAUUUGUUCAUUACAUCAAUACGUUUCAAACUCCUGAUCCUCAACGAGGUAUAGGAAUGAUGCCAAAACGGGGCUGUGACGUUAAUAGCUGUGAAAUAACCAGAUUCUAUCGAUUAAAUAAUUCAGGCUUUUGCCAAGUAGUGUCUAUGACUGUGCCGAGAAAGUCUGAGCUCUUCCAAGAAGAUUUAUAUCCCGAUACUCCCGGUGAUACCGCUGCGAUCUCGGCAGAAGAAUGGGAGGCAGGUACUGAUGCAGAGCCUGUGCUGAUAUCUCUCAGGGAUGGUUAUCAGCCAUCCGCUUCUAAGAACGAACUUAAAGUACAAAAGAAAUCUAAUAUAUUGAGCAAAGGCGCAAAAGUUGCAUCUAAUGCGCAAAAUGCUAUGCAGAUUUCACCAGGAGCUUGCGAGGAAUUAUUGAAAGAAUGCAGAGAAGAGAUAAGAAAGUUAAAAGCAGUGAUUGUAAAACACGAGGGAAGGAUACGAGUACUCGAAUCGGCGGUUGCUCUUCAAAUGAAGGAAGAAGAAAAAAAAGAAAAGUCGACUUCUCCUGAUGGCAAGGAAACGCUUGCUUCCGACGAGGUGUAAAAAUUCUGGAUUUCAUCGUCGACGAAAUCUCUGGCGUGACGUUAUCUUCUAAUGAGAAUAUUUUUUAUUAGAAUGACUAAUAUAUUGUCUAAGAAUGAUCAUAUAUUUUGAUAUAACAACUUGUGUAAAUAGUAGGUUUUAACGACGCCAUGUGCCCUUUGACUCUCUGCAAUGAUCUUUGCUAUUUAUUGUACAUCUAUUCAUCGUACAUUCUCUGCAUUUGCAUUAUGUUAUGUUUUAUUACACAGCGCGUGCCACACACACCACACACACACACACACACACA
Pogonomyrmex barbatus (red harvester ant) is the source of this 1951-nucleotide messenger RNA. RefSeq names its product protein coronin (gene coro). Lineage: Eukaryota; Metazoa; Arthropoda; Insecta; Hymenoptera; Formicidae. Gene Ontology annotation, biological process: actin filament organization. Gene Ontology annotation, molecular function: actin filament binding. The record is from RefSeq and is a predicted model, not a curated record.